Callithrix jacchus (white-tufted-ear marmoset) is the source of this 1890-nucleotide messenger RNA. NCBI's taxonomy places the organism in Eukaryota, Metazoa, Chordata, Mammalia, Primates, Cebidae. The record is from RefSeq and is a predicted model, not a curated record.
GGCAUAGAAUUUUUUUUCUGUUUUGUUUGUUUAUGCAAACAGUGGUGGGUUAUCAGGUUAAAAUAAUGGGAUAUGGUCUAAGAAGCAGCUUCUCCGCUCCUUCUGGAAUCUCUCCCUAGUUCAGCCCACCUAUCUCCACUCCUGCCUCUACCAUGUCCAUCAGGGUGACCCAGAAGUCCUACAAGGUGUCCACCUCUGGCCCCGGGGCCUUCAGCAGCUGCUCCUUAAUGAGUGGGCCCAGUGCCCGCUUGAGCUUCUCCCGAGUGAGCAGUAGUGGCUUCUGGGGUGGCCUGGGUGCAGGCUAUUUUGGGGCCAGCGGCAUAGGCAUGGGAGGUAUCACCACCGUCACCAUCAACCAGAGCCUGCUGAACCCCAUUAAGGUGGAUGUGGACCCCAACAUCCAGGCCGUGCGUACCCAGGAGAAGGAGCAGAUCAAGACCCUCAACAACAAGUUUGCUUCCUUCAUCGACAAGGUGCGGUUCCUGGAGCAGCAGAACAAGAUGCUGGAGACCAAGUGGAGCCUCCUGCAGCAGCAGAAAAUGGCUAGGAGCAACAUGGACAACAUGUUUGAGAACUACAUCAACAACCUGAGGCGGCAGCUGGAGACUCUGGGCCAGGAGAAGCUGAAGCUAGAGGCGGAGCUUGGCAACAUGCAGGGGCUGGUGGAGGACUUCAAGAACAAGUAUGAGGAAGAGAUCAAUAAGCGUACAGAGAUGGAGAAUGAAUUUGUCCUCAUCAAGAAGGAUGUGGAUGAAGCUUACAUGAACAAGGUAGAGCUGGAGUCUCGCCUGGAAGGACUGACUGACGAGAUCAACUUCCUCAGGCAGCUGUAUGAAGAGGAGAUUCAGGAGCUGCAGUCCCAGAUCUCCGACACAUCUGUGGUGCUGUCCAUAGACAACAGCCACUCUCUGGACAUGGACGGCAUCAUUGCCGAGGUCAAGGCGCAGUAUGAGGAGAUUGCCAACCACAGCCGGGCUGAGGUGGAGAGCAUAUACCAGAUCAAGUAUGAGGAGUUGCAGAUGCUGGCUGGGAAGCACGGGGAUGACCUGCGGCGUACGAAGACUGAGAUCUCCAAGAUGAACCGGAACAUCAGCUGGCUCCAGGCUGAGAUCGAGGGCCUCAAAGGCCAGAGGGCUUCCCUGGAUGCCGCAAUUGCAGAUGCUCAGCAGUGCGGGGAUCAGGCACUCAAGGAUGCUCAUGACAAGCAGAAGGAGCUGGAGGCCGCCCUGCAGCAGGCCAAGCAGGACAUGGCAAAGCAGCUCCGUGAGUACCAGGAGUUGAUGAAUGUCAAACUGGCCCUGGACAUCGAGAACACCACCUACCACAAGCUACUGGAGGGUGAGGAGAGCCGGCUGGAGUCUGGGAUGCAGAACAUGAGUAUCCACACGAAGACCACCAGCGGCUAUGCAGGUGGACUGAGCUCUGCCUAUGGGGGCUUAACAAGCCCCAGCCUCAGCUACAGCCUGGGCUCCAGCUUUGGCUCUGUCAUGGGCUCCAGCUCCAUCAGCCGCAUCAGCUCCACCAAGGCUGUGGUUGUGAAGAUUGAGACCCGCGAUGGGAGGCUGGUGUCUGAGUCCUCUGACGUCCUGCCCAAGUGAACAGCUGCAAUAGCCCCUCCCAGCCUGCCCCUCCUGAGGCUGCCCCAGAGCCCAGGAGGGAGGUUGCUGUGCAGAGGAGCGCAGGGAACAGGAGACCCACCUGACCCUCAGCCCUAGCCCUCAGCCCACCGGCAGGGAGUUUACUGCCUGGGGACCCCCCUGGCCCAUGCCUCCAGCUGCAAAACAAUUCAAUUGCUUUUUUUUUUUUGGUCCAAAAAUAAAAUCUCAGCUAGCUCAGAAAAAAAAAUAAAAUAAUGGGUUAUAAGAGUAUUUGCAAGCCUCAUGGUAACUU